This is a messenger RNA of Dicentrarchus labrax (European seabass), 3706 nucleotides long. RefSeq names its product zinc finger protein 37-like. Gene Ontology annotation, biological process: regulation of transcription by RNA polymerase II. The transcript is spliced from 11 exons. Lineage: Eukaryota; Metazoa; Chordata; Actinopteri; Moronidae. Gene Ontology annotation, molecular function: DNA-binding transcription factor activity, RNA polymerase II-specific; RNA polymerase II cis-regulatory region sequence-specific DNA binding. Bases 48 to 2750 code for a protein of 900 amino acids. The record is from RefSeq and is a predicted model, not a curated record.
GAAACCGCUGAAGUUGUGUGGUGAAAGUUUUUACUCUCCGGAAGGAAAUGGCGGCAGUGAACGAGCUGCUGGUGUCCGCGGGGGAUCCGGUGGAUCCGGUGGAUCCGGUGGACUGUAAACCGACCAGAGCGGAGAUACUGAGAGGAAUCGUUACCGACAAACUGACCGCCGCCGCGCGGGAGAUCUUAGCGGUGGUCGAGAGAACCGUGGCCGGGUACGAGGAGGAGACUGCGGGUCUGAGGCUGGAGGUCGACCGGCAGAGGAAGCACCUGGAGGCUCUGCUGCUGCCGCGGGUCGCUCUCUGUAGGAUCGAGGAACCUGCAUGGGAAGAGGAAGAGGAAGAGGAAGAGGAGGAGGAGGAGGAGGAGGAGGAGGCUGGAGGAGGUGAACUCCCUGAGGAGGAACAGCUGCACACAAAUGUGGAGGACUCGGGAAGCCGGGACGUCUCAGGCCACGUUGAGGAAGACGAGGGUGAAGAUGAGGAGGAGGAGGAGUCUGCUGAGGAGCCAGUACUGAGCAUGAAUCUAGAUCAGGAGGAUCUGAGGGACCCAGAAUAUCAGACAGCAACAAGAGGUCAGUCUGUGAAGAUGAAGGGCAGGAGACGGGAUCCUCUAAAACUUAGAGUCUGUCUGUUACAGGAUCACACCAAUGUGCUCAAAAUCGGUGUGUUGAAGUCCCCGGUUAACGAGCUGAAGUGUCCCCGAGGCCUUCGGGAGCCCGACUUCCUGAACCUGCUGAGGUCCACCUUCCCUCAGGUGACCGGACAGUUUGACGUCUUCACAGUUGACGCAACCAGGAAACUGACACCACUGAAACUACAAACACUGACACCAGAAGAGAUCCAAAGGUCCAUCAAAUCCACGGGGAAAGGAAGAUCGGCUCUGUAUAUCCGAGCACAGAGAGCAGAGAAAUCGCUGAUCAACACGGAGCAACUUCCUCCUCCAGAGAGCGAAGACGAAGCCACCAGUGACGCAGGAAACGCUGAUGCUGUGGACACCAACAGGGAGUCUGCUGAGGAGCCAGUACUGAGCAUGAGUCUAGAUCAGGAGGAUCUGAGGGACCCAGAAUAUCAGACAGCAACAAGAGGUCAGUCUGUGAAGAUAAAGGGCAGCAGACGGGAUCCUCUAAAACUCAGAGUCUGUCUGUUACAGGAUCACACCAAUGUGCUCAAAAUCGGCGUGUUGAAGUCCCCGGUUAACGAGCUGAAGUGUCCCCGAGGCCUUCGGGAGCCCGACUUCCUGAACCUGCUGAGGUCCACCUUCCCUCAGGUGACCGGACAGUUUGACGUCUUCACAGUUGACGCAACCAGGAAACUGACACCACUGAAACUACAAACACUGACACCAGAAGAGAUCCAAAGGUCCAUCAGAUCCACGGGGAAAGGAAGAUCGGCUCUGUAUAUCCGAGCACAGAGAGCAGAGAAAUCGCUGAUCAACACGGAGCAACUUCCUCCUCCAGAGAGCGAAGACGAAGCCACCAGUGACGCAGGAAACGCUGACUGCUUAUUUUCUUCCUUCAGUUCUGUGAACACCAACAAAACCGAUCGUCUGUCCAACAACUCGAGACGGCAACAACAGAUUGAAACAGCAGAGGACGGAGAACAACGCGGAUUAUCGGAUGACUUUAGCACCCUUUCUCCUGCUGAGAGCGACGGGGACAACGAAGAAGACGAAGAGGAAGAGGUGGAAGAAGAUGGCAGAGAUGACGACUGGAAACCAGACAGGAAAGAGGAAGGGCUGAGUGACGGCGAAGCUGAAGCGAACUCAUCGAAGACGGCGAGGAGGAGGCGAGUCGAUCAUUCAGGUGUAAAAACAAAGAGAAGGAAGCAGAUGCAGUCGUCUCUACAGGCGACCGAUGGCGGCGACGCUCCGUCCUGUAAAGUCUGCGGAGCGCUGCACAGGUCAAAGACCAUGCUGAUUAAACACGCCUUGAGUCACGUGGACGACUCAGAGUGGCGCUGUGGAGUGUGUGGAGAACAUUCAGAGUCUGCUGAGGAGCUGAGGAGCCAUCUCGAAAGUCACCAGAAAACCCACAGCUGCAACAUCUGCGGAAAGUCUUUCCUCACUGUCGGCAGCCUGGAGAGACAUGCUACUCUGCACACGGGAGAGAAACCAUACAAAUGUGACAUCUGCCAUAAAGCGUAUGCACAUAAGGCAGGUUUAAGGAACCACUGGUGGGAACAUGUGGAGGAUAAACCCCACAAAUGUGACGUCUGCAGUCAGUCUUUUGCUUUCAAACAGCAGCUGAGGGUUCACAGCAGCACCCACACAGGGGAGAAGCCGUACCGCUGCGACGUGUGCGGGAAAUGUGUCACUGACUUUCGAGCUUUAUCCCGACACAAGUUGGGUCACAGCGGGGAAAAACGCUACGCCUGUCAGGUCUGUGGGAAGAGAUUUUUAAUUCCAGCCAAAGUGAAAGAACAUGCGAAAAUUCACACGGCCCGAGACCGAACGUACCUCUGCGACGUUUGCUGCAAAAUGUUUCACACGCGAGGUCAGCUGAAGGUUCACAUGAAAACACACAGCGAGGAGAAGAUCAUGUGCAGCGAAUGCGGCAAAGGCUUGUCGGGUCGAGGAGCUCUGAGGAGACACAUGAUGAUCCACACUGGGGAAAGACCGUACAAGUGCUCGGAGUGUGGGCGAACCUUUAACACUCAGAGUAUUCUCAGAGCACAUCUGAAAACACACUCUGACGUCAAACAGUUUGUCUGCGGGGUUUGUGGGAAAGCGUGCGCCGCAAAUAUUACCUGACGGUCCACAUGAGGACCCACAAUGGAGAGAAACCGUACCAGUGCAGCCUCUGCGACAAAGCCUUCACUCAGAGCCACUGUCUGAAAACACACAUGAGGAGCCAUCAAGGGAAGAGACGUCAGCACUGGAUGGACUGAAGUCCUGAAAGGGUCUGUUCCUUUUCUACAUAAAGAAAACACAACAGAGCGUGUUCCUUAAAGCUCAGUAAGCCUUGUGUGGACGAGGCUUGUUAAUAACGGAGCAAUCAAACAGCGUGGCACUAAGUGUUCACUGUAGCUUCAUCAGGUCUGUGCUGGUGAAAUAAAACUGUAUCUGCAGCAGAGAGCGUCAGUGUGUCUCUGCAGUGUGACUGUCGACUGUACAGGACGGACACAGCGAGGGCAGAUUGUCACUACUGAAUCAAUCUAUCAGCUGAUAGUGUUAAUGUCCCGAUCUGAUCUCACCAAUCUGUAUCGCUGCCGAUCAGUGCGUUCUUUAUCUGAUCGGUGUCGGCUAUGUUGAGCUCUACUGAUCCGAUCUUUUGUUUUACGUUAGCUGUUUUAUGUGCCUCUGCUCGGAGGAGAGACAGCGGGAGAGAUCUGACACAACCAGACUCAACAGGCCACUGAAAGAGAAACAAAAUACAAUAAAUAAUAAUAAUUAAUUGAUGUAAUCGGUUGCAGUAUAAUAGUUACUGAACUAAAAGUUGCGGGGAGAGUCAGCGAGUGGACGACUGCUGUUUAAUUACAGCUUCAAUAAACGGAGCGAGUCGGUAUGUGACAAAGAAACUAGAAACUAAAGACACAGAAAGGUUGAUUGUUAUUGUCUGUCAGCUGUUACAUUAUCAUCCUGUUGUGUCCUGAUGCGACUGCGUUUCUGGGGUUUAUUGUAUGUUAAAUGUUUUUUCUACUGAAUAAAAUCAUUGAUCGUUGUUUGUUUGGUGGUAAAAUAUUAAUAAAGUAAAUAUUCUAAAUGCC